Messenger RNA from Prorocentrum cordatum, 1398 nucleotides. The record is from the annotation of a GenBank genome assembly. Lineage: Eukaryota; Dinophyceae; Prorocentrales; Prorocentraceae.
GCUCCAGGCCGCCCGCAGCUCGGCGGAGAGAUGCCCCGCCGCCCCGCGCGGCCGCACGGCGACGCCGCGGCCGCCUCGGAGGCGCAGCUCCGCUUCGUGCUGGCGCCCUCCCUGCGGAGCCCAGGCGGGGGCCCCGGCGGCCCCGCCUGGGCCGAGGUGGCGCAGGGCCUCGCGCGCGCCGGCAUCGCGGACAGCCUCGCGCUGCGCCGAGCCGCCUGCCGGCGGCUGGCCAGGGCGCCCGACAGCGGCGCGGGGGAGGCCCCCGGCAACGGCGCGUGGCAGCUGCCGGGCGGCGAGGAGGAGCUGCUGGGGCUGCUACGGCGCAUCGCGAGCUUGGAGGCGCUGAUCGCGGUAGUCCACGCGCAGUUCGCGGAGCCCGCGCGGCGGCGGCAGGCCACGUCGGAGCUGCUGUCGGCAGGGGUCGGCUCGCUGGGCGCCAUGUCGGCGGGCUCGGGGUCGCCCAGCCCUGAGCUCUCGGGCGACCUGUGGCAGCACGGCGCUCUGGAGCAGCUCGCAGAAAGGGCCACGCGAGCCGAGGCCAGGCAGCAAUGCGUCUGGAGCCGCUGCGCCAUGGAGGAGUUUGGAGUCCGCCCGGUGCUGGUGACCGCGCCCCACAAUGCGUACCUGCUCAGGGACGGGCAGCAGGUGCACGUCCUGGAGGAGUACACCUCCUGGAUUGCGCGGGCGAUCGCCCGGGAGCUGACGGGCGCCACGAUCUGCUGGACCCAGCAGGCACAGUGGCACACCGAGAUGCUCCACGCGCUGGGCCAGCGGCGCAGGCUCCUGGGCAAGGCGCAGAGCGCCGGAGAGCUGCUGGACCCGCGGAACCGGGACCCGAACUACUUGCUCCCCAGCGAGCUGGCUGGCAACCCGUGGUUCCUGAAGCUGCGCGAGUGGGCGUCGCACGCGCCGCCGUCGCGGGCGCUGCACCUGGACGUCCACGGCUGCCGGGACCCUCCGAAGCACCCCGCGCACGCCAUGCUGGGGUUCGGCGCCAUGCGGCAGCAUGCGGAGCGGCUGCCAGAGCUGGAGCGCCGCGCUGGCCUCGACCGCGUGGGCGCUUUCGCGCGGGCCCUCGAGGGCGGCGUCGGCGCACUGCUGGCAGGCCUCCUGGGCGUGCCCCCGGGCGAGGCCGUGGUGAUCACCGGGCUGACGCAGGCGGUGGACGAGCUCGGGAACCCCGUCGCGACGCUGCAGGGGGCCUGGCCGCCAGGCGUCGGCAGGCUGACGCAGACCCAGCAGUCGGUGUCCUACGCGGGCGUUGGCCACGCGCUGCAGCUGGAGUUGAGCUGGACGCUGCGGCACGAGCUGGUCAAGGAUCCCGCAGCGCUGGCCCAGCUGGCAUGCACGAUAAGAGAUAUCUGGCUGCGCGUGAGCAGCGCCGGCACUUCCAUCUGA